ACCCCUUCUCGUUCGGCAGCCUGAUUGGACCGCUCGUGCCCGCAUUCUCCUAGACGGUGGUGAGAGAGAGUCAUUUGUGCGAAGUGAUGGCUCCUUCUCUGUGCACGGAGUCGCUGCUGGCAGCCACGUGUUGGAUGUGUAUUCUCCCGAAUACACGUACAGUGGGGUUAAACUAGAGGUGUCGGACUCUGAUGGCAUCACCGCUAUGGCAAACAACCACAUGAACAACAUGGCGGCCACAAUGCCCUACCCACUCAAACUCCACCCAACCGGCAAGCAAGUGUACUUCCAGCCUCGCAAGGGAUGGUCGCCAUUCGACCUGCUCAAGAACCCAAUGCUUCUGAUGAUGCUGGCCAUGGGUGUCAUGGGCUACUUCCUACCUAAGAUGAUGGAGAACAUGGACGAGGAAACUCAGGCCGAGAUGAAGAACAUCACUCCACAGUCAGCUAUGGCUGAGCUAUGGAACGGAGGGGCUUCUGAGAGUGUGCCGAAGGCGACAGAGUCCACGCACAAGAAGGGCAAGAAGGGCAAGAAGAGUCACAAUUAAGAGCAGUUGGGGAUUAAAGAAUUUAAGUUAGCAACGAGUACGCGGAGAUAGAGGCAUAGUCGUCGGUUUAUACUUUUGUUCUGUUCGCUGUUCGCAGAGUGCAGUGAGAUUUAUCAUCUAUUUGAAUAUGCGGGAUGAACGAACAGAUUUGGCGUAUGUACUA
This is a messenger RNA of Sphaeroforma arctica JP610, 710 nucleotides long. RefSeq lists its product as hypothetical. Gene Ontology annotation, cellular component: EMC complex. The transcript has 3 exons. The annotation marks the transcript as partial. The record is from RefSeq and is a predicted model, not a curated record. Lineage: Eukaryota; Ichthyosporea; Ichthyophonida.